This is a messenger RNA of Dipodomys spectabilis (banner-tailed kangaroo rat), 1445 nucleotides long. RefSeq names its product NADP dependent oxidoreductase domain containing 1 (gene Noxred1). The transcript is spliced from 6 exons. The record is from RefSeq and is a predicted model, not a curated record. NCBI's taxonomy places the organism in Eukaryota, Metazoa, Chordata, Mammalia, Rodentia, Heteromyidae. Gene Ontology annotation, molecular function: pyrroline-5-carboxylate reductase activity. Gene Ontology annotation, biological process: L-proline biosynthetic process. Bases 210 to 1301 code for a protein of 363 amino acids.
UUCAUGGGCAGUCAGUGAUGUGGACUUGAGAUGCAAACAGAUAUGAACUUGAAAAUCUGGAAGCAGAGUGGUAGUGCAGCCCACUAGUAUGUGGGCUAUGCAUAUACAGCAUCACACAUAAGCCCUUCUGCAUAGAUCAUUCUUUGUUCUUCUAAGGAAAGGAGGCAAACUGAUUGGUAUCUGUCACUGCAGGAGAUGCUGUUUUGGAAAUGGACAUACUAGUGGACCUUGAAACCCUAAAUUUUGAGUCUGGCAUUCCAGAGGAAGAACGUUUCUGGCUGUAUUUGCAUAGCCGUUCUCGGGGACUGAUAAUUGAGGCCUGUGCUCAUGCAGUCUUCCUCUGCAAACUAUUACGUCAGUUGAGCAUAAAUUUGGCAAAGUAUGAACCUGCCUCAGUAGAGCCAUCUGAUUCUGCUAGCAGUGAACACAAUUUGAGGGUGGGAAUCAUUGGAGGUGGCCGCCUUGGGAAGCAGCUGGCUUGUUCACUGCUGAAGCUUGUCCCCAUCCCUGCAGAGAACCUUCGGAUAUCCACACGGAGGCCAGACGUCUUGGGUGAGGAGUGGGAUGUUAUCAAGAAAGAGGGAAUCCAGUGCUUUUACCAUAACCCUCACCUGGCGGGCUGGGCCAACAUGCUAUUCCUCUGUUGCUUGCCAUCUCAGUUGCCUAAUAUCUGCUUAGAAAUUCAAGGAAGUAUUGAGAAGAACUGCCUCGUGCAAAGCUUUGCAUCUGCUAUCCCAUUGCCCAGAUUGAGACUACUACUGAACAACCACACCAAUCUCUUACGGCCUGUGUAUCACUGUGUUGAGGAUACUGACCAUAUCUGGGGAGCCAAUAAGGAUAUUGCAACUGCGCUCCAAGAUCCCGUGAUUCUUCAAGCUACCUCCCCAUUCAGUUCCAGAGGGGGAAUAAACCUCAAUAUUAAAUGGUUGGAGGGAGUAUUGUAUGCAAUCCUAAAUGUCUGCACUUCAAGAAGCAUUUUCUACCCAAAAGCACUGGAGAUGCUGAACAGACUAUUUUUCAUUACUCAGUCUGAAGACUCAGCUUGUCCACGUUUCCAGCUAGAACAUUUUGUCAACCAAAUCUAUGUCAGGAACUUGUUUCACAGAAGGCCUUUCCCCUGGUUUGAUCUGACCACUGUACAACUCAGGGAAACGCCUUUUAGCCAGCAUCUCUCAAAUAGUCCAGCUCUCCAGGACCACCUUCACUAUGUAUACUGCGAAGUAUUCGAUGUCUCUGUAACCAAACAAAAGCCAGAGGGUACCACACACUCUCCAUCCCAUCAAGGCACCUCAAGAUCAUGAUCUUAUUCUCCUCAGAUGGGCUGGGCAGGACUUACACCCUAUAACAGAUAAAGGGCUAAGUCAUGUAGCUACAGUGUAUUUGAAAACUGUACUAAUUAAUGGCUCUUUGAAGUGUAAAAUAAAGCAAGAGGUCCUAAAUAUCAA